Molecule: messenger RNA, 4743 nt
Organism: Amoebophrya sp. A25
Lineage: Eukaryota; Dinophyceae; Syndiniales; Amoebophryaceae
Source: the annotation of a GenBank genome assembly
CAGGCUACUACUAAUCACGAAAGUGGUUCAACUUAUGUCAUUGUCGUGAUCAGUCGGUUCCGUGUGGUGCAUAAGAGGGCGACGAAAAUUUUGUUUUGCUUUUUAGUGGGUACCGCCAGCCUGCGGUUGUCGUGUACCUAUAUUUUCAAUAGAAGUAAGACAUUGAUUAGCAUUACACAAGAAGGAGGAGGUAUUCUAAUAUGGAUCUUCAAGAGGAGAAGGAGAUGAAACUAUAGUUCUUGUCUUGGUGAACGUACGACUAUUGAAGAUCGAUGACGGAAAAGACCAGCCCUCAACAUAUCCGCCAGGACCAGGACCCCAAACGAGAAGAAUACCACGACUGCGGAUUGAAAAUAGUUGUACAUCACCUUCAACGCCCAUAGCGUUCUCGCUGAAGCGAGGCCUCCUGAAAUCUGAAAUCAGAGAUUUUGGUAGACUACGGAUUAGGCGGAGUUGUCAGAGAUGCCCAGCAUGCAGCAGUGUCAAGGUUACGUUAAAUUCUUUUCGGAAGCCAAGGGCUUCGGCUUUAUCUCGAUCGAAGGCGGCACCGAUAUCUUCGUCGCGGCGAAAGAUGUUGCAGGUACUCCUUUCAUGAGGACAACCGGGAGGUGAAUAGAGUUGCAAUUUACUUUUUUUCAAUUACACCACCUACUUUCUUCACAUCAACCAAAAAUAGGUAACCCGCUUUACCAAGACGAUUUAGUCACCUUCGAUAUUGAAGAGAACAAGAAGGGCAAAGCGGCAAAAAAUGUGAAGGGUGGAACGGGCAAUCCCUUCAAGGGAAGUACUACUACUAUGGAUUUUGACACACAGUUUGACAAAGAUGUUGUAGUCGUUCGCAUCGAUUGAGGAAAUCAAUAGAUACCCUUCACUACAGUAGUUCAACAAGUGACUGUCCUAGUCCUGGCAACAUACCAUCUUAGAAGAUUGGAAUAUGACUAAUAUGAACCUUCCUCUACUACAGCUACAUCAACAAGAAUGCACAUGCGUCACUCCUGUAUGUAUGACUCUCCCAAAGCCAAACAAAUAUAUUCGCAUUUCAGAGAACAAAGGCCUUGGCAAGGAUAAGGGGAAGGGCAAAGGCAAAGGCAUGAAAGGUGGUAUGAAGGGCGGCGGCAAGGGCGGAAAGGGCUACGGUGAGGAGGAGGAAGAAGAUGAGGGCAUCUAUGGCGGAAAAGCUAAUAACGGGAAGGGAAUUCUUCCAGGUGGAAAUCACGACUGGGUGAAAGGCAAGGAAGGUGCCGGACCCUUCGCUGGUGCUGGUAAUUUUUCAUACGCUGGAAGACGUGCAAAUUCAUCUCGAUAUUCGGAUGAGAAUAUGAAGAAUUAUAUUUAUAGCCCUAGUAGAAGUAGAUGUAGAAGAAGAAGAACUACAACCACUACUACUACUGUUCCUUCUUCAUCGCUACUAAAUAACUUCUUCAGGUAAAGACGGAAAGGGUGGAUUUGAGCCAGGCAAGGGUUUUGACGGUGUCCCAAUGGGAGGGCCUCAGGGAAUGCCACCACACUUUGAUCAAGGUAAAUCUAUAUGUAUAUUUUGAAGUUAUAAUAGAGUAAGGUAAAUAACGGGUUUCGGGUUGCUCGAGUUGCAACGGGUUGCUCGGGUUGCCGAAGCGCAGGGGCUCCAAAUCUGGAACGGGUUGCCACGUGUUGCCAGGAGAAUCCUGACCCAGCAAAAUGGGGCGAAGCCGGGCGGUAUUGCGGAGCAUUUGCGCGCUCGAAGUGAAGAAAUGAAGAAGAGCGCAGCUGUUGCCUUUUGUUGGGGCUCAUAGAAGGGGCAGCCACGUGUGAAGGGCUCUGCAGCCUUUCAGGCUCUUUUUUUGUAGCGUGCGGGCGCGUGUUUGAAGCGAAAACAAGGAGCGGAGGCCCCUGCUCUCUGUUGUUUUUUUUGAGGUGAGUGUCGCCGUGGUGUGUCGUCUUCGAGUCGUUGGCGAUCUCUCCCUUUUUUCUUCGGGUGCGAGCGUGGCCAAUCUGCUUGGGGGCUGAGAGCGCGUCUCCGUCUGCUGCCAUCAGCGUGCGGGCGACGUGUCCAGUCUUGGGUAUAGCAGUAAGUAUACUGGAGGAGGUUGCUCAAUUGGAAUGGAUUGACGCGCUAGAUAUUUAUAUUUAUACGAGCGCGUCGCCGAUCAGUAUGCAACUAGAAAUUAAGGACAGCGCUUCCUGAGAGAUUAAGACCCAAAAACCCCACGCUUUGGAAGUGUAGGCUUUAAGAAGAAAAAGGCCCACUUUCGAAAGAACUACGUAGACGUCGUAAGUAGAUAGGGCGUCGCCGCUAGAUAUCUUACCCAUCUAGCUAGAUACCACACUACUCGGCUGAGAGUAAGAAGAGGCGACCGCACUUCUUUGGCAAGAUAAGAGUAGGCGCUGGGGCCUUAGGGGCGCACUAACAAGAAGAUCAAGGAUCAGAGACGCGGCGCGCGGUGUCGUGCGCUCCUGUUAAGGUUUCUCGCAGGGUCAUAAGUCUGCGCCUGAAGGGCGCCGCGCAAAAAAUUUGGGUUGGCAACUCGAGCAACUCGAGCAACCCGAGCAACCCGACCCGAUAUGGGUCCAAAAUAACCUAACUCUAUUAUAAAUAUUUUCAUUUUCAUCUAGUAAAAAUUAUUGCUAAUUGUUUUCAGCUGCAUUACCAUUAGAACCAACAAUAGUUUACCUUUAAAUACAACUUUAUCCAGUAGUACUCUGAUAAAAAUCUUUUCUUUCAGUGCUUUAUAGUCUAAUGAUCGACCGCUGCACCAAGACCAACUUCGAUUAUGCAACUACGAACACGAAAAAUUACUAGGUCCACCGAUGCAGAUGGGCGGUCCGCAGAUGAACAAGGGUACGGGUUUUCCAUUGAAUUACGCUGCCCCCGAAUUUCGUCCGCAGGUGAUGGGCUAACGGUAGCACGAUAUUGAUCAUAUUGAUCAUGAAGAUGAAUAGAACAUUAAAUAACUUCUGCUGAAGUAUGUUUAACAAUUUUUUAUUUGGCACCGUUUUCUUGUUGAACAUGAAGAAGUAGCAUACGCGGGGUAUUAGCAAAGAAAGUGGGGGGUGGAAAAGUAGGUGUCAAGUAGAGUUGUACUCGUUUUUGCAGUAUUGAUGUCAUUGAUACCAGGUCAAGAAGGAUGAUGGGUGGCUCGGCAGCAACAACUUUUUCUGCUUCUAUAACAGGUUGAUUCAACUACUUUGGAAACUAAGUACUAGACUGUAUCCCUGGGGGGUUGUGAAAUUAAUUUCCGGCCGAUUUUUACAUUGGUCGAGUUCCCUUAUUUGUUUUAAUCGUGAUAACGCAGUAGCUCUCUUGUUCGAAAGUUGAUGCUAGAGCAAGCGCCUAGGUUAGAUAGAGACAGAUUGGUACCAAGCCAUGGGAAAAUGAUGGAAAAGAUGACGGCAGGGACGAGGCCGCUCUGCCAAUGAUGAAGAGGAGUGGGCCCCAUCGAGAUUGAUAUGAUGUGAGGCUAGCAGAAGUAAGCCGAACGAUGAAUAGGUUGCGGCGUGAGAGGGGCGGUAUGCCUCAUGCGCAAAGUCGUAUGCUAGGAAUGACUCAGGUACGUUUUUGUACCAGAAUACCAGUGAUAUGUCAUUGUUGUAUCCAAGCUGCGUUAGAAUACAGGAUGGUGAAAGUCGAGCACUUACUACAGCACGACUUUUAUCGCAGGGAAUGAUAAGAAGGAGAACGUCAACGAGCUUGUUGAUCUUCAAGGACUAAACAGGAUAGCUGGUCCUCAUUCCUACAUGCUUUAUCUUCAUUUUUCGCCUCACACUGAUGAUCAUCUACUCCGUCUUACUCUUGCUCAGAAUCCUCACUUUUGAUGGUUGUCGUGGUCCACCUUAGUUCCUUAAGAGAAGAGGGCCGUCCUAUUCUUCGGCUUCUUCUUGGGGUGAUAGAGUUACAACAUCAGAUGUGUCGUGGGGAUACGGAUUUUCAAUUGAUAUGGAUAUGGAUAUGGAUAUGCUGACUUUUAUAUAUAUGUUAACCUCUAAUCUCUUAUUAUUACACUCCAAUAGCAAUAAUUUAUGUUAUUACUUUCAGCGACCACUGGUAGGUUAUGAUUUAUGUAUGUAAGUAUAUUUUCACUGAACAUAUUGGAGUAUCACGACCAGAAAAAAUUGGUAUUUUUAUGUAGUUGGUGAUGAUGUAGAUCUAGAUGUCAAUGUCUCGUUUUAUUUUAUUCUGAUCUGGAUGAGAUUACUUCUACUAUGGAUUCAAGAUGAGAUGAUGAAUACUUGUUUACCUGUGACACGACAUCAAAUAGAAGCCUCCUCGAGCCACCCAUCAUUCCCAAAUCCACAAGAUUUUCGUAUUGACUUUUUUUUCUCAUCGACGCACGCUCCUCAAUAAGAUUCUGAUUGACUUCUUCCAUUUCUAGCAAUAUCAAAAAAAAACUAAAAAACUCACCCAUUAAACAAAUAUAACUUCAUUCUAGAUCUAGCAUACUAAUAUCGAUAUGUGGUUCCUAUUUUCAGUACGAAUGCCUUACACGACCACCACACGCGCAUUCGCAUAUUGAGGAGGUAGAAAAGAAUUGGAAAUUGAUUUCUCCAAGAAGUUUAGUUACCAACAUUAGGAAAUAUGCACGUGAUCACUCACACUUCUCACUUCUAGAUAGUCACCCCUCCUACUCAAUUGGAGUUGAUGUCGUCCAUUACCAUUUAUACUAGUCGUCCUGAUCAUGCACAUGAUCGUCUGUUGCUCUUCAUUGAAAAAAACCAAAAAAGUCGAUGUGAUGUUGAUGACGGAAGCAAUGCGAAAAUCGAUUCUCA